This is a messenger RNA of Pseudopodoces humilis (Tibetan ground-tit), 462 nucleotides long. RefSeq names its product monocyte chemotactic protein 1B-like. NCBI's taxonomy places the organism in Eukaryota, Metazoa, Chordata, Aves, Passeriformes, Paridae. Gene Ontology annotation, biological process: immune response. Gene Ontology annotation, molecular function: chemokine activity. The record is from RefSeq and is a predicted model, not a curated record. Gene Ontology annotation, cellular component: extracellular region.
CACAGCGAUGAAGCUCCACACCGCAGCAAUCCUGCUCCUCUUCUGGCUUGCCAUCUUCACUGUGCACACAGUCAAAGGGAGUGCUAGUAGUCAGUCCAUGCAAAAAUUUAGUUGUGUAACUCUGUCAAAUAAACAACGGAAUGUCCGAAAUCUUGUGAGCUAUGAAAAGAAACAAGUACCAACAGAAGCCAUCAUGUUUAUCACUGCAGGAGGCAUCAAGAUCUGUGUAAGUGCUAAACAGAAAUGGGUGCAGACUGCUAUGAAGAAAAUAGAUGAAAGACGUGCUGCCAAACGCUAAAAAUCCUGUCCUAGGAAAGCAUCUACAAACAACUACCUGAAAUCAUCCUCAGUGCUGCAAGUAACAAGGGAAAGCUUAUUAUUUGCUUUUAUUUGCUUGCUUUUAAUAAAUGGCAGUAAACUCUCUGGACAAACACAAACUCAACUCCCACAGAAACUGGAAGA